This is a messenger RNA of Drosophila sulfurigaster albostrigata, 8484 nucleotides long. RefSeq lists its product as uncharacterized. The record is from RefSeq and is a predicted model, not a curated record. NCBI's taxonomy places the organism in Eukaryota, Metazoa, Arthropoda, Insecta, Diptera, Drosophilidae.
UGGAUUUCAGUUUCAUUUUGAACGUCGUGCGUCGAGUACGUGGACGAUUCCCCAAAAAGCGCGCGCGUCUCUUUCGCUCGCCUUUCACGACCAGCAAAAAGCAAACUCGCAACUCGACUCGAAGCGAAUUUCUGUCUCUGACGUUGUUGUCACUUUUUGGCCUGGCCAAAACAGCAUCCGCUACCCAAACAACAAUUGGCAGUAAUCAGCGCGCGUGUGAACUAAAAAACCAACAACAACAAAAAAAAAAGAAAAGAAAAUCUAUAAAAAUAAAAAUUUAAAUUUUGAGUUGUGCACAGAUAUACUCAGCUAUGUGAAACACAAUUGCAAAAUGUUCAAUCAUUGAAAUUUAAUACCAAAGUUUGCAAAGCAAAAGCAUUGAGUGUGAAGCCGAAGCAAAAGGAAAUGAAAUUGUAAACAACAAAAAGAAAAAAAGGAAAACAAAGAGAAAUAUCUAUGAAAUAAACCAUAAAAAUCAACUAAAUGCCAAAGCGACGCAACAACAACAAGAAGAACAGAACUGAAAUCUGACAACGACAACAGAAACAACUGACAAACGAACGAAACAAACACACACACACCUACACACAAACGUAAACAGACACACACUUCCCCUCUCAAUACCCCGACCCCCCGCAAGAACAGAACAUUGAAUGUGCGUAAGUGUGGCAAGAGAAAAGGCAAAAAAAGAAAAGCUAAAGCUGAAACAAAAGCAAAAACAAAGCAAACCCAAAUUAUAACAGCUCCUCCCCAAGACAACAAAGUGCAAGAGAGCAAGAACAACAUUAAUAGCGACGAGCUGGCAACAUUUCUAACACCGGCAACAUGUUGCUGAGGCGCUUACAACACAGCGGCGGCAGCAGCAGCAACAAAGCCAAAGCGCCAGCGCCCGCGCCCUCCGCCUCUUCUUGCUCCCCUUCGACCUCAAACCCAACGCUAAUCGGAUUUACGAGACAACCAACAACAACAGCAACAUCAUCGGCAACGAGAACAUGGCUAUUGCCGUUGCUCUGCUUGGCAAUUGUUGCUCAUGUCAGUGGCGAAAUAGAUCGCACCAUUCAGGAGCAUGAAAACAAAAAUGUUGUGCUGCCGUGUCCUGUGAACGAAGAAAAGUGCGGGAAGCUGCACUCCUUGAACUGGUUUAAAGGCGAUGGACGCAUCGCAGCGAUGCUAUUGGGCGACAGCAAUGUCACGAGUGUGAACGAUGAAUUUAAAAAUAGAGUAACUGUUGAGCAGAAUCCAUACAGAUUAGUAAUUAAGGACUUGAGAAUAUCUGACGAGGAUAUCUAUCUAUGUGAUACAACCUUUUAUAUACCAGAAGAAACGUGUGAUAACUUCAAUGGCUAUCGUGUCGAAUUGAGAGUCUUAGUGCCACCCACUGAGGUUGUGAUUUUGGACGCUAAGGGCGACCGCAUUGAGAAUGGCAGCAUCGUGGGACCCAUGCAGGAGCGUCAGAACCUCAAAGCGACCUGCACCGUGAAGAACACACGCCCCCAACCCGAUGUGGGCUGGUGGCGCGGCAACAAGCGCCUGGCAACAUAUUCGCCCACUCACGAUCAGAACGAUGGUCUAUACACUUCCACACUCGAAUUGGACUGGCAAUUGUCACGUGAGGAUCUGGGAGAGGAUAUUGAAUGCCGCGUGGAAUCGGCUGCAAUUAAAAACACAAUUGUUACCAAAUUCGGCGUCGAUUUGCAAGUGCGACCCACGAGCAUAGACAUCAAGGGAGUGGAACAUCAUACGGUGCAGGGCAGCAAAGUGGUGCUAACAUGUGACAUACACGGAGCUCGUCCCGCAGUCAACUUAACCUGGUAUAAUAGCACCUCAACUAUAAGUCCUGAGGAGAAUGAACUUACUGAAAUUCGCACUAAGGCUUUUGAAAAGUCCGAUGGUACCUAUCACACGCAGUCGGAGUUGAUUUUUAAUGCCUCGCGAUUUGAGAACGAUCGCGUCUUCCGCUGUGAAGCUGAGAACAUUGUGCUGCAGAUCAAUCGCGAAAAGCCAAUUUCAUCGGAUUUGACUCUAGAAGUGAUGUAUCCUCCCGUUGUCAAAGUCAGCCCAUUGGGAAAGAGUGCAAACACCAGUGAAAUGGUGCUACUGAAUUGUGAAUAUGUUGCCAACCCCGCCUCGCUGACUCAAGUCGUUUGGUAUCGCAAUGGAGACGUAGUUAAUGUCAAUGACACGAAGCGCUAUGAGGGAGGCAAUGCGGAGAAUGUGGCACUGCUGAUCAGAUCUACGGAGAAAGAAGACAUUGGCAAUUACACCUGCCAGCUGUCCAACUCCAUUGGCAAAACCAUUUCCGAGCAGCAAAUCGAUCUGGAUGUGCAAUACGUGCCCAUUGUGGAGGUGCUGAUGCUGCCUGAAGGUCCUGUUAAGGAGAGCGAUGAGUCAAAUGUGACGCUCACCUGCAACAUCAUCGAUGCGAAUCCCUCAGUGUUGACCAAAGUGCGCUGGUAUGCGAACUCCACGCUGCUUAAGGAACUGCCGGAUUGCUACGAAACUAGAGAGGACUUGUGCCACAUUGAUCCCAGCAAGCUGCUGCUCGAGAGCAUUGGACGCGGUUUCUUCUACAACUAUUCCUGCGAGGGCUUCAAUGCCGCCGGCUGGGGACCACGCAGCGAGGACAAGGAGCUAAUGGUGCACUAUGAACCCGGACCAGCCACAUUGUCGCACUUUCCGCCCAUUGCCAUCAAGAAGAAGAGCGUGAUCUUUUAUUGCGGCGUCGAGGAUCCCGGCUACCCUGAGUCGAAUAGAUAUCGCUGGAUGCGCGGCGGUCGCGGCCCACUCCAGGACAUUGUCACCAAGGAAUGGACCGUCGAGCCCGUCGGUCUGGACAGUCGCACCAACUACUCGUGCUAUGCGUACAAUGAGGGCGGCAAGGGUGUCAUGGCCACCGUCAAUCUAGAGGUACAUGCCCCGCCCUUCUUCAUCAAGAACAUGCAACCGUAUACGGGUGUGUUGCACUCCGUCUCCAACUUUAAUCUGACCUGCCGCAUCGAGUGUGUGCCACGCUGUGAGAUCGCCUGGUGGAAGGAUGGUGUGCCCAUCGACAAGAACGAUUCGCGUUACUUCGUUCGCGAAAAGUACAUGGAUGCCUCUCCGGCCACUGGCGAUUUCGAGAGCAUGUUCUCCGUUCUGCACUUCAAUAUGUCAAAUUUCCCGAAUAAAAAAUUCGAUAUCGAAUCGGAUAACGCGAAAUACAUGUGCAUAUCAACGGCAAAUGCUGUGGGACCGACAGUAAACAGCACCACCUACUUGAGCAUCGAAUACGCACCGGAUGACAUCAGCGUUUCGGAGAGCACGGUCUAUGUGCAGGAGCAUCAUAUUCCCGGUCGUGUCAUAUGCAAAUCGCGGGCUAAUCCGGAACCAUCUUAUGAGUGGCUGUAUCCCAACAAGACGGUUACCAUGGGCAACACUCUGAUUAUAAAUGAUCCCAUCAAGCGAAACGAUACUGGUAUUUAUACUUGUCGCGCCUUUAACAAACACGGAGAUCGCACCACAGAAACCCGCAUCGAUGUUCAGUUUACACCAAGCUGUACGAUUGAGAGGCAGGAGAUCGAUGACCAGGAUACACUAAUUUGCACAGCAGACGGAAAUCCUGAUGAGGCCGAUUUCUCAUGGUCACUUAAACUGGAGAAUGACACAGUCGCAUUGGGCGGCGGCGACAAGAAGUCCUUUAGGAACAAAAGCUUGUACGUGCUGACCGAGGAUUCGGACAUUGCCAGGACUUAUCGUUGUUUGGCCAACAAUACUGUGGGUCCAGGUGCAGUCUGUGAGAUUGAAGUUGCUGAACAAUUGGUCUGGUGGCAGCGUUGGGACAAAACGAUGCUCUAUAUAGUGAUUAGCGCCAUAGCGCUUUUGUUGCUGGCCGUCAUCAUUAUUUGUAUCAUAAUCAUUUGCAUAUGCCGUCGCCGUCGGCGUCAGGAUAAAUAUCAUACGGAAGUAUCCAUUAGCGCCAACCAGAGCGUGCUAUCAUAUCAGCCGGUGCUGCCACAAGUAGGCGUGGCACUGCCCAUACAAGAGACAACAGAGACAACAUUGCUGCCAUCGACUUUGCUGCCACCGCAACAACUGCAACAGCAGCAGCAACAACAGCAGCAACAGCAACUAAAGCUGCCCGCAAUGGAGAACAACAAUGAACUGGCCACGCCCCCGCCCACAGCGCGCAAUAGUGCGUUGCCUGCCACAGUGCCAAAGUCGCCACCACGCUGGCCACUGCGGCCGGGCGUCAUGUUGCACGUGAGCAGCGACACCAAAGAGAAUCUGGCAGUGAAUCGCAUGACGUUGAAACCGAAUGCGAAUUCGAAUCCCAACUCAAAUCCAAAUGCGAGUCAAUUGUCGGCGCAGUUAAGUGCCGUGCUGAAUGAUAGCCAAACUAACUCAAAUAGCACAAUGCUAACCGAGGUGACGGUGAUGGAUGCAACAGCAACUGGAGCAACAACAACCACAUCGACAGCGACAGCAAUCGCAGCAGCAGCGGCGGCAGCAGCCAAGCGUAGGCUGAUGAAGACUAAUCCCAAUGACAUUGCCUUGCCAUCGACAGAUGCAGCCACCAGUUCAGCUGAAGUUCUGCCCGAGCUGGCCGCCUGCCUAGACAAUCCGAUUGCAGCCACAGCAGCAACAACUACCACGACGGUGGCAACAGUUGCUGUGCCCGGGAGCAUGCAACGCAUUUGGAACUUUGUGUUUCGGCGAGCGAAGCGCACGGAGCAGGACGAUGGCAUCAGGGACAGCCAGCGCAGCCAUGUGGGCUUGUUGAACACAUUUUGGCGUGGGCGUGGCAGUAGCGGCGAGUCGCCGUUUGGAGCCCAGCAUCGCCUCAAAGGCAUUCGCAGCAGUGGCAGUGUCACCUACAAAAAGACGCCAACAGCAACUAAUUCAACCACGACAACAACAACAGCGACAGCAGAGGCAACAGCAACAGCAACAACGACAGCAACUUGCAGUCCCAGCAGUGUCCCAUCACAUGCCUCUGUGACAUUUCAAGCGCCUUCAUUAGACAAGACACCGCCAGCAGACACCACAACAGGAGCAGCAACAGCUGGCGCAACCGGAGCAGCAGCAACAGCAGUCCACGCUGGGCCUGGCUUGGAGCCAGCACAGUUGCAGCCAGUGCGGGGCAUACUCAAGUGUCCCACACCCCCGCCACGCCCGCCGCCGCCCAUAUUGCCGUUGCGGCGUGGCCCUGGACACCAGCAGCAACAACAGCUGUCCAGCGACAGCGGCAGCAAUGCGAAGCCAAAGCCGAGUAUUCCCAGCGGCAACACGCUGCCGCCGUUGCUCAAACGCACCGUUAUGGUCUCACCGAGCCGUGUCGAACGCGUUCAAAUACACGACAAGUCGUCUUCACUGGGGGAUCCAUUGACGGAACCUGGCGAGUAUGAGAAUCUACCGUUUCAUGGUCUGCAAACGGCACCUAACAAGUUCUCUACUACCCCUACAAAUUUUAAUAACAACACAAAUGUGGUGCGCGUCGCUCCACGACCCAAGAGACUCAAUGGAAAUAUUGGUCAAGCCAUGAACAACCCGCAGCAGAUGCAUCACCAGACUCUACAGCAUCCUCAACAGCAGCAACACUACUACGACCAGCAGCAGCAGCAACAACUACAACAACAGCAGCAGCAACAUCAGCAACAGCUGCAGUACAACACUUUGCAGUACGGGCGUGGCUGCACAGCCCCGCCCCCUCACAAUCGUAGCAUGGAUCAACUCGAAUCCAGCUCAGAUCAAAUCCAAUACAAUCUCAGCAAUUGCUUUCCCAAAAGCUACACCGAAUACUAUCAGCAACAUCAUCACCAGCAGCAACAACAGCAGCAGCAACAAUCACAGCAGCAGCAGCCACAAACAUCGCAGCAGCAAUCGCAAAAGUUUCACACGAAUUCCGCGUCCAAUGCGCAACUCUUGAAUGCCAUCGAACACGAUUAUCAACCCACAUAUGCAGUUGUAGAACGCCUGCCACCGCCUCCCCCCGCUCCUAGUUCAGCGUUGCUCAAUACGAAUCCUUUUCUGGCCGCCAGCAACUUUAAGAAAUACGAUGCAGCCGGACAGGAGGAGCUGCUGGGCAGCAUGCAGCGUGGCAAGCGAGGCAAGGCGGCCAGUUUGCUUGAUCGCAUGGACAUGGACAAGAAAUUCUAUUCACUCAAGUUUCCCAAUGGCGGCGGUGGCAACAAUAAACUAAAGAAGCCCGCAUACAAUCUAAAUGCAUCGCUGGCAACAGCCACUGCGAAUGCAACGUCGACGGCGCCAAAGUGCAAGCGGCAUCAUUCCUUUGCUGGCGGUAGCCAUGGCGAUAUUGAAUCCAAUGGCAAGCCCAUGCGUCUGUACGAUCCGCCUGUUUAUGAGAAUGUGGCGGAUAAGUGCAACGGCGACACAUUGGACAAUGAGAUGGGCGACGACGGCAGCAGCAACAUACUGAACGCUGGCAGCAAUCUCAACUUGAGUUUGAAUCAAAAUCUGGCCACUGUGCAGUUGCAUACGCAGCCAACGGCUGCCGUCGUCUCGCAAAGCCACAAGAAGAAACAUCACCAUCGCCAGCACCAGCAAAAGGCUGAUGCCCAAGCCGGCGCCGUUGGCGCUGACUUUCAAUUGAUGGAGCCCGAACGCCUUAGCAUUUAUCGCAGCGAUUCGGGCAUCUCGAAUAGCUCGUAUGAAUCGCAGCUGCCGGCACUGGGUCAACGGACGCCCAAGUCGCACAAGGCCAGCUCCUCGGGUCUGAAUCUGACUCGCAAGCCAGUCUACAUGAAUGUGGAGGGUCAACAGCAGCAACAGCAGCAGCAGCAGAUGGCAGCACGUGCCGGCUCACCGGCGCACAAUAUUAAUUCGUCCUAUGAAUCGGCUUCGUCGGCGCCAGUCACAGAUCCCACCUCGCUUAGCUCGUGCAAUUCGCUUUAUAGCAGCGGCACCGGCACCGUUAGCGUCAGCAACACACGCUGUAAUCGCCAUCCAGCAUCGCACCAUCAGCAACAGCAGCAGCAACAGCAGCAACAUCAACAUCAGAAGCAGCCAACGCCGGAAAUCACAACACCCGAGGAUUACGAGCAGUACCAACUGGGCCAUCAGCCCGGACAUUCUGCCUCCAUGUUGUCUGUGGCCAGCAGCAUCAGUGCCGCCAGUCGUGGCAAGUGCAAGCCCUCCGCCAGCACAACGGCAACAGCAUCAGCACUGCAACUGCAACAGCAGCAGCAACUGUCGCAACGCGUGGGUCCGCAUGAGUCAAACCAAUUGCUGGCCAAUAAUCCAUUUUUAGCACUUAAACGGCAUAACAACAGCAACUGCAACAGCAGCAGCAGCAACAACAACAACAGUGUUGCCUGCAGCAAGAAACUACGACGACAGACCAUCAGUGACCCCUACGCACAUAUCAAACGGUAUUAUGCCAUCGAUGCCGAAGCCCCUAAUGCCAACAGCAACAACAACAACGGCAACUUCGAUGAAGCCGUUGGUGCCAACAGUCAUUGCUGCACGGCAGCAACAGCAACGUCAGCAGCUGCAACAGCAACGCAACAAAUUAGCAGCAACAACAAUGGGCGGGGGGCUGAGCAUGGGCAACGGGGGUGUGGCCAUCAUCAACAACAAAUGCUAAUGCCAAAUGAAUUGCAGCUGCAGGCAAGUCGAUUAGCUGCCACCUCCAACUCCAACGCCAACGCCAACUCAAACUCCAGCUGUAAUGCCAGCAAUGUUGACGGCAAUCAGAAUUUAAGAUAUGUACCGCCGAUGCCAAGUGCAACACAGCCACUGGCUGGCGGGGCCUACGAUUGUUUGGUGGUGCGUCGCCCGAUGCGGUUGCCGUUGCGCAAACAUCACACCUUCCACUUUCAGACCACACAAACGGCCAAUGGCAAAUUGCAGCAGCUGCGACGUCAGCUGCAACAGCAGCAGCUGGAACGGGAGCAACAGCAGCUGGAGCUCGGACCGCUCAUCUAUCGACCAUUGGCGCUAAGUGAGCGGCAUGCCUUUAAGCCAAUAUCGCCAACACCUGCAACACCUGGAACAACAGCAGCAGCAGCAGCAACCAACGCAUUGCCUGAUUAUGAAAAACGCAAAGAGAAUGCAACACAGCAGCAGCAACAGCAGCUGCAACCAAUGGCGUUGCAACUAAAUCCUGCCGCUUCGUUGGAGGCAUUAGAGGUGCUAACUAAAACGCAUCCGGACUUUAUGUUUACACGACCAAAGAAGGAACAAAACGCAGCAGCAACGGCAGCAACUGUUGCUGGUGAGGCAGAGGAGGAGGAGGAUUUGGGAUAUUCCUUUUGCGAGGAAGAGUACAUGGUCGAUGAUGACAACGGCAACAGCAAUGACAAUGUUGUUGAUGAACAGCUAGUUGAUGAAGAGGAUGAGGAGGAGGAAACACCACACAAUGCCACAGCACCGCCCACAACACCCGCCCACAGCAACAACAACAACAAUAGUGCAGCCAUUGCCAAUGCCACAGCAGGGGCAUUGAGAUACUUCAUGACGCAGAGCUAUCGCGAGGUGCACAUUUAG